Molecule: messenger RNA, 2881 nt
Organism: Diprion similis
Lineage: Eukaryota; Metazoa; Arthropoda; Insecta; Hymenoptera; Diprionidae
Gene: Cad96Ca
Product: tyrosine kinase receptor Cad96Ca
Exons: 8
Coding region: 229-2151 (640 amino acids)
Biological process (GO): homophilic cell-cell adhesion; positive regulation of kinase activity; cell surface receptor protein tyrosine kinase signaling pathway
Cellular component (GO): signaling receptor complex; membrane
Molecular function (GO): ATP binding; calcium ion binding; transmembrane receptor protein tyrosine kinase activity
Source: RefSeq, a predicted model, not a curated record
AUGCUAUUUGUGAAUCUAAUAAAUGUCCGAGAUAACUCAGGCAGUGUUGGGUGAUACUGACGAUUCGUUAAUGAAGCGAUACAGGUGCAUACAAGGGAAAAAAGUUGUGCACGCAGGAAUAUAGGUUGGAAGGAGAAACACACCCCGGAAAAAUACGCCUAGCCAGCGAUAAUUGUGUUGGUCACUCGCUGCAGGAUUUAUCAGAGAAUCAUCAGCCCAUGCAGCGAAAUGUUCGUUAUAUGUGCGAUCAUCGCUGCAGCGGCCUUCUUCACAGAAGCCGGCUGCCAGUACAGUGAGAACACUCCUCCAGUGCCAAAUGUCAAUCGGGAUUGGGUGGUUGCCGACAAUGCGACCAUAGGAACUGUCGUGACGAUGGUCGGGGCUGUAGACAACGAACAAAAAAGGUUCAUUUACGGAUUGGAACCAGUGGGACACACCUUGAAUUGGGAAAACACUCUGCAACGGCCCUUGCCUUUUUACAUCGACAACAGCACAGGGACUGUCUUCACUAACGAGUCCCUCCAAGGCAGAGGAGGUGAGAACCUGUCUCUAUACGUGACUGUCUCGGAUGGUGCCCUCGUAGUAAAGACUGAAGUCUACGCACGCAUCCUGAACUCUUCGGCACUGAAUGGAGGCCAAACUAGCAGUCGAUCACCUUAUAGUCAACCUUCUGGAGAUAGAUUCAGACCACCGUUUGGUUUUGUACCGUACCAUGGAUCCCCUCAACCGCCGGAUAGAUUUCCAAUGACGAACAGGCCGCCGCCGCCGCCUCUUCCGCCACCUGCGACAUCUCCGCGAACAACGAUCCUACGUCCGCAGCCACCUAGGACAAAAAAACCCGAAGUCUUACCCUCGUCCACAACCCCACCAACGAGCAAAUCGGUGGCAUCAAAUGAAAUUCCUGGAACUGCAUUGCCGAGUGCAAACGCGAAUCCCAGCGAACCAAACGGGCCCCAAGACCUUGCCAUGACGAUUGUCCCUGUGGCUGCUGUGUGUGCACUUGUUCUUGGACUGGGAAUGGGCGCUUGGUCACUUAGGCAUAAAUUUUGCAGUAGCAAGAAAUCGAAAGAGGAAAUGAAAGAGUCAGCUUCCGCUACAGUCUCGAAUUUAUCCGACAAUCCAUCCCUCGUCUUCAGCGGAUGGGGUCGUCCAAAGGCACGCAGCAACACCUACGAAGGUUCGGACAAAGAGAACCACUCGGGAGUACAGAGUAAAGUUGCUCCGGAUGAUUGGGAGUUUCCCAGACAUCGGCUCAAGAUAUUCAACAUUCUUGGCGAAGGCUGCUUUGGACAAGUUUGGAAAUGCGAGGCCCAAGAUAUCGACGGCAAGCCUGGGCCCAGCAUAGUGGCUGUUAAAACCUUGAAGGAAAAUGCUACGGAGCGAGAGAGACUGGACCUCGCCCAAGAGCUCAAAGUUAUGAAAUCGUUGGAGAUACAUCCGAACGUCGUGAGGCUGUUGGGAUGCUGCACGGAACGCGAGCCAAUGUUUGUCAUCCUCGAGUACGUCAGCGGAGGGAAAUUACAAAGCUUUUUGAGGGCCUCUAGAGAGGAGAGAAAUCACGGAGGUCCCGGUCUAACUUCGCGGGAUCUCACUGGAUUCGUUUAUCAGAUUGCGAGAGGAAUGGAGUACCUCGCAGCGAGAGGAGUCAUUCACAGGGACCUGGCAGCUAGGAAUAUUUUGAUAGACGAAAAUCGGGCGUGCAAAGUGGCGGAUUUCGGAUUCGCCCGAGACGUGGCGGCGAAUCAAAUAUACGAAAGGAAGUCAGAAGGACGACUACCGAUCAGAUGGAUGGCGCCUGAGAGCCUCUACGAUAAUAUAUUUUCGGUCAAGUCCGACAUAUGGAGUUUUGGAGUUUUGAUAUGGGAGAUCGUCACCCUAGGAUCCACGCCAUAUCCCGGGCUGGCGGCUGCUGAGGUAAUGAAGAGGAUCAAGGAAGGAUACAGGCUCGAUCGGCCUGAGCACUGCAAAAGAGAACUCUACAAUAUAAUGUAUUAUUGCUGGGACAAAGAUCCAGCCUGCAGACCUUCGUUCACUGAGCUAGUCAAUCUUGCAGAAGGUUUACUGCUUGAUGAAACCGAUUAUAUAGAGCUCGAUAGAUUUCCCGACCACUCCUACUACAACGUCCUCAGUCUCAGUGGCGAAAAAUUAUAACAAUAAAUAUAGCCGUCAGCGAUCGUGUUACAGGAGCUAGAACUGAAGCUGAGCAAUGAUAUUUUCGAGACUGUCAGAAUUCGAAGUAUCAUUCGUUCGUUUUAGAUUCCGAUCAUCGCGCUAGUAGACAUCCGACAGUGCACAUUGUCAACAAUGUAAUUUUUACGUCGUUUGCCUAAUCGAAUAAACGAUUGGAAUGAGGGGAAAGUAAUAAAAGACUUGGAGAAACAGGACCAUCGGCGAUAAAAUGUUUAUGGAGACAUUGAACGUUAUAUUAUUAUUAUUAUGUCUGUAAUUUUGUCGAAAUUUUGUGUAAUUUUUUUUCGUAUACUGCAUGAGUUUAUUUCUUAAUUAAGAAAAUUUCACGUUAAAUUUCUCGAUGACUGUUGAAUUUCAGUUUUAAUUGAUUUUAAAAAAUUUGUUGUAAUUCAAAUGAAGGUCUCCAAAUUUUUGACUUGAAUGUACCUCAAAAUCAAACAAAUGUACGUACUAUGACAAACUUUUUUUCCACAUUAUUAUAUGCGGAAUUGUGUAACUAGCCUCAACGAUAAGAUAUACUCUUGUAAAUAAUUUAAAAAAUGAAAAGAAUAAGCAUAACGAAUAGAAAAAAAAAAUUACUAGGUUUUUAAUAUCGUUUUCAACUAAUAAUCAUAUUUCGGUCUGUACUUAUGUCAAAUUCAGAAUAAACCUUUGUUAAUAUGCGGGGAAAAAGUAACAGAAACAUUGAUUU